AUGGAGAUGAAGGCCGGAGGCUUGAGGGUCCCCUUGCUCCUGUUGCUGGUGACCAUCGUGGUAAUGGCCAAGAUAAGCCACAUCCAGAGGUGGGGGGGCUUCAAGGAGAAAGGCACGAGCAAGGAUAACAUGAACUCCACACUCCAUUUCUUCAUCCAGUCCUACAACAAUGCAAGCAAUGACACCUACUUGUUCCAAGUUCAGAAGCUAAUUCAAAGUCAGAUGCAGGUUUCUACCACAGGAGUGGAGUAUUUGGUCACUGUGAAGAUUGGCAGGACUAAAUGUAAGAAAGACGAGGUGAAGAAAGCUUCGUGUCCGCUGCAAAACAGCAAGCUGAAAAAGAGCUUGAUUUGCACAUCACUGAUAUACACUGUGCCCUGGGUGAACUACUACCAAGUCUGGAACAAUUCCUGCCGGGAUAUCUGA
This is a messenger RNA of Acomys russatus (golden spiny mouse), 426 nucleotides long. It is a transcript of the gene Cstl1, whose product is annotated as cystatin like 1. The coding region runs from base 1 to 426 and encodes 141 amino acids. The transcript is spliced from 3 exons. NCBI's taxonomy places the organism in Eukaryota, Metazoa, Chordata, Mammalia, Rodentia, Muridae. Gene Ontology annotation, molecular function: cysteine-type endopeptidase inhibitor activity. The record is from RefSeq and is a predicted model, not a curated record.